AUGUUAAAAUUGUGGCUCGGGCUCGCUCUAACGGCUGAUUCAUCGGCGUUAUUUAGGGGAAGCAAUAGUUUUGGGAUGAGUCUAAAAAGGCCAUCGGAGCUCUAUAAACACCUAAGAGUUUCCAAGAGAUAUAUCCUGGGGAAAUCCCAUGAUGACAUAGUGACAUCGCUCCCAAAAGAUGAAGAUGCCCCCGAGCUAGAGUCACGACUUCAAUUCCAUAAGCAAUUUAUGAUAGGAGCACAAAGUAACAGAGCGGGGUUAGGAUCAAAUAGGAAAGUCCAAGAUGCGGAUAUAUUGAAGUCUUUUAUUCGGCAAGACGAGAAUGAUAAAUAUAAGAUCCAUGCAAUGAAUUUAGAAAUGCAGAACGAGUGGUUAGACAUAGGAGAUUUUUGCAUCCCAUUAGCAUUAAAAUGGCGCACUUUAAUUUAUGAUUGGUCGCCAGCAUUGCUAAAAUUCUAUCUCAAUGCGUUCCAGAUGACUCUCCCAGAUCAGAGUAAUUUAGUAAGAUGGGGUAAAAGUACCGAAAAAACUUGCUAUAUCUGUGGAAAGGCAGUUGGAACUGCUAAGCAUCUGCUGGUGGGAUGUAAGGUACUCCUGGACAGCGGUCAAUACUCGCGUCGUCACGAUAGGGUUCUAGAAGUCAUACGUGAAGCGGUUAGUCUUUCGGUAGCCAGAGCGCAAAAGGAAAUAACCACAAACGAACGAUCAGUAGGUUUUGUGAGAGAAGGCACUAGGGCUACAAAAUCAAACGUCAAGCCUUACUCCAUCCUUAAAGCGGCGUCGGAUUGGACUAUAAUGAUGGACACGUAUGAAAAGCAAUAUAAAAUCCCCGAGGAUAUUUGUGCGUCGGCCUCCAGACCGGAUAUAUUUUUGUUUUCGCGAAUUUUAAAGCGCGUAGUGAUGAUAGAGCUUACGGUCCCUUGGGAAACCAACAUCCCCAAAGACCAUACCAUCAAGGUCAACAAAUAUUACGAGCUCACAAACGAACUCACUCGAAAUAGGUUCGUAGUAGAUUUGUACGCGGUAGAGGUGGGAGCGAGAGGUAUAACAGCGAAAUCUCUCUACAACCUACUAAAGGACUUGGGCUUGUCCAGAACUCACAUUAAUGCAUUCUUGGAACGUAUAUCGAAGGCAGCCCUAGUAGGUUCUUUUCAAAUUUGGUUAGGUAGGGAGAGGAGCUUGGACAGUGGAGGUGAGCGUAUAACGCGCUGUUUUAGAAGCUUCUUAAAAGCAGCAACGGAUUGUGCACGUCUUAUAUUUAUGGGCAAGGAGUUCCACAAGCGUACUGCUUGGACAGAGAAGGAUUUAGUAAAGAAGGAAGAAGUAUGGGAAGGAGUUUUAAGUGUAAGGUUUAGUUCGGAGCGAAGACUGCGGAAAUGGGAAUCACUAAGGAAUUGGAAGGACUGUUUUAGAUAA
This is a messenger RNA of Danaus chrysippus (African queen), 1416 nucleotides long. The record is from the annotation of a GenBank genome assembly. NCBI's taxonomy places the organism in Eukaryota, Metazoa, Arthropoda, Insecta, Lepidoptera, Nymphalidae.